Molecule: messenger RNA, 510 nt
Organism: Plasmopara halstedii
Lineage: Eukaryota; Oomycota; Peronosporomycetes; Peronosporales; Peronosporaceae
Exons: 1
Coding region: 1-510 (169 amino acids)
Source: RefSeq, a predicted model, not a curated record
AUGCCUAUUGGACGAACACAAGCGGAGGGACUCCAUAUUUUUCUGGGAAUUGUUUUCAAAGAAAAUGAGCGGUAUCUUCAUCUUAAGGUGAAUGAGCUCCAGCACUUCCAAAUCCAAAAUCCGUCUGCUGCUAACCCAACGCAACUUGCCACUGCUACAGCCCAACUUAAAGAAAGACUGACCGAGCAAAACUACUACGCUUCGAAGCACAAGUCUACCAUCAACUUAGUAAACACCGAGCGCUGCUUUAAAUUUUCUUUCGGCCGCCCAAAUACUCCACAAGACACCGAUUCGCCGAAGACUUGGAGUCAACUUGUGCCAAAAUUUCGUCCUUUUGAUCAGGAAUAUACUGCUCGCCUUCAAAAUAGUUUGGUCAUGGGCGACCCAAAUGGGUCAAUACCAAUCUUGCCAGAAUUCUUUAGGACACUACGGCACAUCUCGAGCCAAAGGGCCAGACUUACUUCGACGGCGCUCAAGUUCUACCGGGCAUUAACUUACACUGCUAUAUGA